AUGUAUUCCGUGACAGUAUUACUGUUGUUUCUACUUGGUGUGCAGGCUGAUAUAUAUUUACACAACCCAAGGACAAAUCAACAUUCCUGCGGUGAUCUGAACAGUCAUUGUGAAUUGAUAAUACAAUACAUGUGCCAUGACAAUGUAAGGGAUGGUGCUGUUACAACUACUAUACCAACAGACCUAAACAACUGUUAUGGAUAUGAUUGUAAUAAUGACUUAGAAUAUGGCAUGCAAGAAAAUUAUGAUUAUUACAACAAUUGUAAAUUAAGAGAAAGAAAUCAAGGUCUCUUCACAGCUGAUCAGAAUGUGAAAGGAACCACUGCUAAAUAUACAAGACAAAAUCCUAAUGGUAAUCGCUAUGGUUAUGAAUGUCCUGAAGAAAGAGAUUAUUAUCCUUAUUGGCAACCAUCACCAUGGAGGGACAUUGCUGUGAUGACCAACAAUGCUCGCAUGUGUCCAUACUAUCAACAAGAGAGUGCCAAUGUCAAGAGUAAAUGGGCAUGUGUUGUCCCCAGUGGAUACCUGAAAGAGAACAUCAACUCAAGAACCCCUGUAGUGCCGACUAAUAAGCGGGAUUGUGAGUAUAUUCUCUAUCCUGAGGAUGAUGAGAAUGGGGAAAGAGGAGUAUGGAGAGAAUUUCCAUCCCAUAAUAUUCCACCACCAGAAUGUCAUGAAACAGAGUGGACAAGAGACAAUCACCUUGGCAAUGGUAAAGGUGGUUACCCCAACGUAUAUAAUUGGACAAUACCUGAUGACAUCAUACAUGAACACUGUGUUCUAAGAAUGAGGUAUAAUAUUUCAACUGGUGAAUUUGAUGGCUGGGAUCCCAAUGUCAACUCAACGCUAAAUAGCAAUGGCAAUGAACCUAGUACACUUGAUAUUCAUACCAGACUUGGAUUCUCAAGCCGAGAGGAAGCUGCAGCUCGUGGUUAUGUUUAUGAACAAAAUCCUGUGGUUGAAAUCUUUGAUGAAUUCACUGAAGAUGGUAAAGAUUUUGGUUUAGAGUUAGCUAUUAACACAAAUCAGUAUGGCAGAGUCUUCCAAGACAGAUCACAUUCAUUUGCCAUACGUAAGAGACCAGAAUCACUACAGAGUGCUCGUAUAUAUAAUUUCAAUGUGCGUGGUAAAAGAGGAAACAUAGUACAAGUGUACCCUGCGGUGGAAUACGACUUUGUACCCAAUACACUCAGACUAUCCAAGGAUGACUAUGUCCAUAUACAGUGGACUGGUUCCAAUACUAAUCCUAAUAACAACGAUGGGCAGGGAUUGGCUGGCACUGAUAGGUCUAACUUAGUAUUACUAGGAGAACAAGUGUACACAGAAGGAGAAAACUCCAAUCCAUAUGAACCAUAUAACAAAUAUGGACAUCUUGGUUUGAAUACACCAAUGCAUUUAGAUAAUGUGACUUUUCUAGGAUUGAACCAACAGGAUCUUAUAAAUUUAGCUGUUCUUAAUCCAAACCAAUUUCGAGGUGAGCUUUCAGAGUUAGAUGAUGCGGGUACAUAUUUUGAUCUUGGACCAAGAAAGACAACAGAAAAUGGUCACUACCAUUUCAUGUGUACGAGGAAUAACAAUUUCUCCAAUCGUAGUCAGAAGGGCAAGAUCUUGACAGUGGAGCAAAUUAUUUCAGGUGCUGCUAUUGGCUGGAAUGGUGGAAAUCUUACAAUUGAUGGGCUUGCUGGUAUACAUGUUGAAAGGGAUACUUUAGAUGAUCUUUAUAAAUUCCAAAUGGAGGUAUGGGCGGCCAAACAAGGUGAGGCAGCGAUGCAUCAGAUUGGUCGCCAAAUUUCAGUUGGUACAGGAUAUGCCAGUGAUUAUGUUGUUCUUCACCCGCAACAAAAAGUAACGCAAGAUGAUAAAACUUUCACAAUGAAGAUAAAGGUUACUCACCCAACAACUGAAGACAUUGCUGUAUAUCGUAGCAAUGCGGAUACCUUUUCCUCAUGGCAUCGAGUUAGUGCAGUCAAGCAGGGGGACAGUGUUUUAUUUGAGACGCAGGAAGGUGGCGUAUAUGUUGUGCGCACAGAAUCGGACGUUGCCGCUAUAGUAGGCAUUGUCUUAGGAUGUUUAGCGGCUAUUAUUAUAAUUGUUGGUACUGUGAUUUAUUUCAGAAGACACCCAGACAAGUGGAAUAGGGUGACACAUUCUUGUAGUCGUGCUAAAAAGUCUACUCAAAGCAAAGUCUGAUGUACACUUUCUGUACAUUUUGAGUUUAAUACCAAUAUAAUUUACUUAUCUAACUGCCCUCCCCACACCUGUGGCCACCAAGAGGCACAGUUGACACUAUAACAGAAUGCUAACAUAAUGCCAUAAAGUUUAAUACAGUGAGACAAUAUUUAUAACAUAUUUACAAUUUGAGUUCGAGCAAAUUUGACAAAAACAUCUUUAAUGAAAGAAGAUUCCCACUAAGAUAACUUGUAUUUCAAAUUUAAAACAUAUUUUGGAUUUUGUGGCCUUGCGUUAUAAUAAUGUUUUACUGUUUUGUGCUUACGUUCAGUUUUCGUUGGGUUGUGUUAGGAAUUAUUAAAGUUUUAGUAAUGUACAUGCACUCACAACCAUUAAUAAUUUGGAACUUUGAUACAUAUUAACUUUCAAUACUAACCUCAAGACAUCUUUGAACAUAUUGUAGUCUCUCCGUAUCACCAAACUUUACAAUAUAUUAGCCAUACUAACUGUCAAGUGUUUAGUCAAUAUGAUUAAUACACAAAGACUAAAAGUAAUAAUCAACUAUUCAAUGUUAGUAGCAAUGGUUUCCCGUCCCCUUGCACAUUUACAUGCUUUUAUAUUAUAGAUUUCAAACUUGACAAAAUAAGUUAUAAAAUCAUGUUGAUGUUGUUUAUCAAAUGUGAAAAAUAUUCGUACUUACAAUUCAUGUUUAUAAUUCAAAAACUAGAAUCCAACAUUAUUUCUUUGGGAUUUAAAACAGCCAAUCACAAAAAACUGCUGUCCCAAAAGCCACAACCAUCCUUAAUAACAAAAAUUACUUUUUAACCAAAUGUUCAAAUGUAAUAUAAAUCAAUAUUCCAGUCAUGCUACGAAUGCUGGUCAUUGUGAACAUUAUAGCAUGCACAUUAUUAGAAUAAUUACAUUUGUUUAUUGUUAUAUCAAUUAUGUACUGGUAAUGUAAGAUGUAUUUUAAUUUUAAUGUAUUCAAGAUGCAUCCAUUGACUGAUGUGAAUAGUUGUAUCUGCUGGCCAGAAUUCUUUUAAUAGUCUUUUGAAGGUUUUUAUAGUUUUUGUAAUAAAGAAAUAUUUUA
This is a messenger RNA of Saccoglossus kowalevskii, 3259 nucleotides long. RefSeq names its product protein DD3-3-like. NCBI's taxonomy places the organism in Eukaryota, Metazoa, Hemichordata, Enteropneusta, Harrimaniidae. The record is from RefSeq and is a predicted model, not a curated record.